UAGAUUAAACUAAUUAUUUUUUUAAUGAAACGAAUAUAUUUUUCUCGAUAAAACUAUACAAAAUUUCUUUGUGUGAAAGCAAAUUAUGUUCAAGAUUAACAUAUUCUUUAAAGAUUUCAUAUUCUUGCUUAUAUAUGAGACGAUGUAAAUUUGGGACUAAUUUUUUCUGUGCAUGUCCAGCGUUCUUAUCGUAAUUAUUUUAAUAAUCUAACGAAAUUAUUUUUAGAUGCGUAUCUAUAACUAAAUUUUUAUAUAUUGCAGCUAAAAGAUAGUUCUUUUCGUAUAAAAAGUUAUAUUUGACAGGAAAUAUAAAUCACGUAUAAGCCACAUAAAUCUUAGUUUUUUCUAAUUUAUAAUAGCGCAUCGUCGAAAUGGUUCGAGUUAUAUAUUCUAAUAUUGAUCGACAUCGAUUUGUAAUUGAUUCGUGGACACUCUCUGAAGAAAUCGUACGCCCCGACGAGGAGUGAUGCGACUGCCGACAGAAAGAGAGAAGGGUGGUAAGGCAGCAGUAUACAAAACGGUCGCGUGCUAGUAGCGCUACGGACCCCUUCGCCUUAAGACAAUUAGCGAUAUCCAUCUCCUAUGGGGUUCUACCCUUCGUACGGAACGGAACAGGCCCAGACUCGGCGCGCGCGUGGCAUUCGUCUACGAGCGUAUAACGAGAAGUGCCGCAAGGUGUCGGCCAGCCGAGGGCGGGAGAUCUCCGGAUAAAGACGCGCCGGAAGGAAGCCCUCGAGAGAUUGAGCCCGAACCGAAAUUCCCGUACUCCGGUGCCCUACCGUAACGUCGAGACGCGUUAACGUUUGUCAACCAAUGUCGGUACUUUAAAAAGACCGACGAGGCUUUAAAAUUAUUUUCGGUAACAUUUUCUCUUUUAUAUUUCUCUAUGUAAUGGUAUAAAAAGUUAUCGUACCAUUAGAAAAAACACUUGUUGUUAUUAUUAAUUAUUAUUAAUUAAUCCAGACCUUAUGUGGUGAAAAACGUGAAAAAUGGUGAAUGAAGCGUUAAUUAAAAGUGAGAUAAAAUAUUGUAAUUUGAAAAAAGUUGGGCAUUCUUCUACUGAAAGUGACGUGCAGCUGCCUUUCGGUUUCCUUCAUUGCAAAUGAAAUAAGAGUGGAAUGGCGUUGGGUUAAUUCUAUCUCGAUGCCGUUGGAUAAGGAACUUUUAAUAACCUUGUACCUAAGAAUCGCGAUACUGUUUGGGGAGGAGAGGGAGGAAAGUGUAAGGUGGUGACCGAAGGCGGGAGAUCCUUUGAUAAAGGAGUCGAGGAGAAGGAAACCCGAGAGCGCACUCGGGAGGAACGACACCUUGCGCAAACAGGUAGAGUAGUUUAAUCGAUACUGCUGAGAGGGCAUUUAAACAUUCGAUGUAAACAAUUGCCUCUCGUUAAUGUUUAAUUUUAUUAUUGAAUCUUUUGUUGAGAAAAAUUUCGGCGCAUUACAAGACUGUCAGCGGUGACCGAUGGCCACAGCGACUUCUUGCUAGCGUGUUUUUUAUAGAAAUCUUUCUAACUGUUGUUGAAUUGUUUUAUAAUGAAGAAAACAUUUUGAUCGAUUCCUAAUUUUUUAUUCAAUUUUGUAAUAUAAUCAUUAAAUAUGAAGCGUAAACAAUAAUUUGUUGCUAAGCAGUCGUUGAUGAAAUAAGUAUUUAUAAGCAGGACAAAUAAGCUAUUUAACUAUAAUAAGAUAAUAUCUCUGCAAAUAUUCUGUAGUGACAUCUUUUUACUUUGGAUAAAUUUGACCACGAUUGUACCCUCGUCAUAUAGUGAUUAACUUUUCGUCAGCUCGUGUUCAAUUCCAUAUCCAAUUAGAAACUCCAUUUGAGGGGUGGAGCGUGUGACGAGCAUAUGAUAGAUCGAUCUAUUGCUGUUUGCAGUCUCGACGCUUUGGCGUUUUCGAAAACGAAUCCGAAACGUAUCCGAGAGCCAUAUGGCAUCGCAAGCGCGUGGCCAAAAUCCUUGAUACAUCUUUUAAUUUUUUGUUAUAACGUUUGAAAUUACAUUGUACAUUUUAUACGUCUGAAGAUAAAUUUAAAAAAUUAAUGAGAUAUAAUUUGAUGUAAUGAAAAUAUAUCGUUCUUUUAAACAUUAUAAUAUUUUAAAAUUAAACACUUUUUUUAGUGUAUGUACGACAUAUUAAUAUAUGAAAAAACGUAUGCAAAACUUACGUAAUAUGCUGACAUAAUAAUUAUUACGUAUAUAACUUUAUUUAAUUAAAUGACUGAAAUUAUUUCUAAUAUCUCUAUCAAUAUGCACAAUAAAACGAUGUUCAAUAUUCGUGUUGUAGGCACUUAAAAUGGCACUUUUUGUUUGAUGCUCACUUUCCGAAAUUCUUUGCAACGGAGAUUGCAGAAUCUUCUUACACUCCAAAAAUAUAUAUUAUAUAAAUAUGCGACAUUAAUAAUAUUUCUUCUCUCUCAUUUCCAUUUUCAUAUUCGGCUAUUUUAUUGCCAAUUCGUAAUAAAGUAAACAGAAAGUCGACGACGAUUACAAUAGAAGGCAGAAAGUUUGUAUGUAUUGCAAAAUGAAGGUAGAGAAGCAUCUUGAGAAAAUUCAUACCUUUUAAUGGAAAUGACAGAUAAUGCAAAGAAAAUUGUAUCCUGUAAUUACGAUGUUGCUUUGCAGCGAACAUCAAACCGCAGAAUAUACCUUUCAGCAAUCAUUCAACGUCGACUAUAAGUACUUAAUAGGAAACGAUUGCAUCGAGAGUCGUGUUACACAAAGAAUUAUUAAUAUUGUGAGGUAUCGCGUACGAUUAGACGAUCGGAAAGACCCGUGAUGCCUUUGAUACUUUACUAACAUAAGUAAAAUGGAUUUCUUCGACGGGCACAACUACAGAGUCAACAAAAUUCUGCUAUCGGCAAUCGGCCAAUGGCCUUACCAAUCGUCGAAGACGAGCCACGCAAUAGUUAGCAUUAUAGUAGCGAUAGUUGCCACGCAACUUGUCGCUAAGCUAUGUGGUAUAGUCCCCUAUAUUCACGAUAUGGACAUUUUAAUCGAGUGCUUGGUUCCGAUAAUGGUAGAUGUAUCGGGUAUGACGAAAAUAAUGAAUUCCAUGCUGUGUGUUAAUGAGAUAAGAGCAUUGCUCGAUCAAAUACGAGAUGAUUUUUAUUUGUUAAAAAAUUCUGAUGACUCAGUGAUUCUUCAAAAAUAUGCGAAUACUGGCAAAAGAUUCUCGACCCUUUACCUUUGUGUGAUGUGUAUGCUAACGGUAGUAUUUAUAUUGCUACCCUUCCAACCGUUAAUCCUCCGCGUCGCCAACGCCACGACUCGGCCAUUGUUACAUAGAGUCGAAUAUUAUGUCGACAUGGACAAAUAUUACUUUCCAAUUUUGAUUCAUGGAUAUUUCACCGCUAUAAUUUGCGUCACGUCCAUUGUCGCAACCGACGCGAUAUUUAUUACAUUUAUGCAACAUGCUUGCGGGCUGUUUAUCAUAACUGGCUCGCGAAUAGAACAAGCGAUACAAGAAGUAUAUCAGAUUGGAAAUACCAAUCCUCCAGUUACAAAAGAUACGGCGUACCAAAAUUUAGUGCAGUGUGUUCACAACCACAGAGGAGCUCUAAGGUUUGCCGGUCUCAUGGAAGUUGCGUACUCCAAGCACUUUCUAUUCCAUGCCGGACUGAAUAUGAUAGCUAUAAGCGUUACGAGUUUUGGGGUUGUGACAAAAUCGGACGAUCUGUUUGAGUUUUUUAGACUAGCAGCGGUGUCGUGCGCGUUGUUAUUUCAUCUAUGCUUCGAAUGUAUUAAUGCUCAAAAAUUGAUAGAUUUUAGUGGAUAUCUUCAUACUAAUUUAAUAAAUUUAAACUGGUACGAUGCCUCGCCUAGAACGAGAAAACUUGUUCUUUUCAUGAUGAUGAAAACGCAACCGCCUUGCGUAUUAACUGCUGGCGGCAUGUUCGUUUUGUGCAUGGAAACGUUUGCCACGGUAAGAUUUUCUCAAUUACGCGCCGUCCAAACGGAAUGCCUGACGAAGCUACUAAAUUCCUCCCCACGCGUUUUCCGCUUGGAUAAGGUUUGGCAAGCGCAGUGUUAUACCCGCCACGGGACCGUCAAGAUGGAGAGUGUCCAAAGUCAAUAUAUGCGUAUCAAUCAGAUGUUAAUGUGCCUCAUCGGUCAGUGGCCGUAUCAGGAGAACUGGGAAAAAUUCCUGAUCCAAUUAGUCUUCGUGCCUGUAGUUUUUGCCCAGGCGGUUGUUCAGGGCGGCGGCAUGAUUACCGCUUGGUUUGCGGAUGACAUCGACGCGUUUAUGGAAAGUUCAUCGCCUUUUGUAAUUAGUUUAAUGUGUAUCUUUAAACAUAUCAAUUAUACAUACAAUCACGAUCAGAUGAAGAGGCUUGUCUUUAUAAUGGUGGACGAUUGGAAAAGCUAUUCAAAGCUUAGCCACGAGUACGAUAUUCUUUGCAGGAAUUAUGCGAUGGGUAAAAAAGUCGCGGUUGCCUACGCAGUCUCUCUGUACGGCUCAAUGACUCCCUUUCUGGUUGUACCGGUAGUACUAAAUACAGCAGGCUACAUGGGGUUUUAUAACUUGUCCGAGGGUAGACCUCUGAUGUUCCGUACGGAAUAUUUCAUAGAUUCCGAGAAGUAUUAUUACCCAUUGUUGGUGCACUCGUAUAUUGGCACCCUUGGAUUCGUCUCGAUCGUCGUAGCGAUCGACUCGAUGUUGGUGUUUCACGUUCAACACGAAUGUGGGAUGUGCGAGAUCCUAGGAUAUCGACUAGCACGGCUUAUCGAUGGAGAUAAUUUAGACAUAAAUUUGUAUCCAAGUAAAGAAGAAGUUGUAUCCUACAAUUGUGUCAAAAAUUGUGUGAUCAUGCAUAAUCACAUAAUAGAAUAUGCUAGACGUAUCGAAAAUGCGAAUACGACAUCAUAUUUUUUCCAACUAGGUUGCAAUAUGUUGGGUAUAACAUUCACAAUAUUCCAGGCGGUGGUAAAGUUGAGCGAUCCAAACGAAGCCUUGCGCUAUGCGUCGUUCACGAUAUGCCUGCUCUCCGUUCUUUUCCUCGAAAGCUGGCCUGGCCAGCAAUUGUCGGAUUAUACUGAUAAAAUUUUUAUGUACACGAGCAACGGAAAAUGGUACCAGUCUUCGUUGAGAGUGAGGAAAGUGAUUAGCAUUAUGCUGAUGAGAAGUUAUGCGCCAAUCAAAAUAACAGCAGGCAAACUAUACACUUUGAACUUGGCAAACUUCUCAGCAGUUUUACGUACAUCGUUUUCUUACUUCACUGUUCUCUGUUCCAUGAAUUAAACGAGGCAUGAUGCGAUGCUCGCUGCAGCUCAAAAGCUAU
Messenger RNA from Monomorium pharaonis (pharaoh ant), 5280 nucleotides. RefSeq lists its product as uncharacterized. The coding region runs from base 2808 to 5240 and encodes 810 amino acids. Gene Ontology annotation, cellular component: plasma membrane. Gene Ontology annotation, molecular function: olfactory receptor activity; odorant binding. The transcript is spliced from 17 exons. Gene Ontology annotation, biological process: detection of chemical stimulus involved in sensory perception of smell; sensory perception of smell. NCBI's taxonomy places the organism in Eukaryota, Metazoa, Arthropoda, Insecta, Hymenoptera, Formicidae. The record is from RefSeq and is a predicted model, not a curated record.